Molecule: messenger RNA, 3054 nt
Organism: Anneissia japonica
Lineage: Eukaryota; Metazoa; Echinodermata; Crinoidea; Comatulida; Comatulidae
Product: formimidoyltransferase-cyclodeaminase-like
Exons: 13
Coding region: 118-1749 (543 amino acids)
Molecular function (GO): folic acid binding; transferase activity
Source: RefSeq, a predicted model, not a curated record
AUCGAUUUAAGUCUGGAUUGGGUUGGUUAGGCUGUUCAUUCAUGCGCGAAGCAUCUCUGUAGGUUUUGUUUAUCUCUGUGGUGUAUUUUAUACAAGUCUUGUAUUUAUUAAUAAAUUAUGGCUAAAGUUGUAGAAUGUGUGCCAAAUUUCUCGGAAGGACAAAACAAGGAGGUUGUUGAGGCCCUGGCAAAUGCAGUUAUGCAGACUGACGGUUGUCGUCUACUGGAUGUUGACCCAGGCCCGUCAACGAACCGCACAGUGUUUACUUUUGUUGGUUCACCUGAUGAUGUUGUUGAAGGGGCACUUAACAUGUCUAGGGUUGCAUUCUCGCUGAUAGACAUGACCCGGCAUAAAGGAGAGCAUCCUAGGAUGGGUGCAUUGGAUGUGUGUCCAUUUGUGCCUGUAGCAAACGUUACAAUGGAAGAAUGUAGUGAGUGUGCUAACAAGUUUGGUAGCCGCUUGGCAGAGGAGCUGAACGUACCAGUUUAUCUGUACGGCCACGCUGCAGUCAAUGAUGCUCGAUUCAAGUUACCCGACAUCCGUACUGGUGAAUAUGAGGCAUUGCCAGAAAAGCUUCAGCAGGACAAAUGGAAGCCUGACUAUGGACCAGCCGCAUUUGUACCAUCCUGGGGCGCUACGGCAACAGGGUCCCGUACAUUUCUGAUAGCGUUCAAUGUGAAUAUCUUAGGAACAAAGGAACAGGCUCACAGAAUUGCUCUUAAUCUGCGAACACAAGGACGAGGCAAAGACCAGCCUGGAAGACUGCAACAGGUGCAGGGAAUCGGAUGGUGGUUGGAGGAGGCUAACAUGGCACAAGUUUCCUUCAAUCUAACUGACCCAGAUGUAACUUCAAUGCAUGUUGCGUAUGAAGAGUGUCUUAAAGAUGCUAAGGAGGUGAACGUUGGAGUUUGUGGAUCCCAGGUCGUUGGCAUUAUUCCCCUGAAGGCCAUUCUGUCCGCCGCUGAGUAUUACAUUCAGAGGGACAACCUGUUCAUCUUGGAGGAGAGCCAGAAAGUUAGAUUGGCAAUAAACCGACUUGGCCUCAGCUCUGUUUCACAAUUUAACCCAAAAGAUCGAAUAAUUGAGUAUAUGAUAGAAGAUGAGAGUGAAGCAAACACAUUAACAUCGUUAAGUCUCAGGUCGUUCAUCCGUAACAUCGGAGCACGUACACCAACACCAGGUGGAGGAUCAGCAUCGGCAGCUAUUGGAGCAAUGGGGGCAGCAUUGUGUACGAUGGUUGGCUGGAUGACAUAUGGAAAUAAAAAAUUCAUGGCUUUGGAUGGCACAAUGAGGAAGUUGAUUCCUCCUCUGUAUGAAGCCAUGAAUGCCCUCAUUCCACUGGUAGAUGCAGAUGCUGAUGCUUUUAAUGCAUUUAUGAGUGCCAUGAAACUACCAAAAACAUCUGAUGAAGAUAAAGAAAAACGUGAUAUAGCACUCCUCUCCACAACUAAGGCAUCCAUAGCUGUACCAAUGCAUACUGCAAUCACAGCUAACAAGUGUUGGGAGCCCAUGAAGGAGCUAGCCGUCCAUGGCAAUGUCCAGUGUAUCUCAGAUUUACAGGUUGGGGCUCGAGCUUUGGAGACAGCCGUGUGGGGUGCCUAUUACAACGUGAUGAUAAAUCUACCAAAUAUGACAGAUGACGCCUUCAAAACUAAAGCCAAAAGCGACAUCGACGAGGCCUUAAAGCAAGCCCAAGACGGCGCUGCAGCAGUUCUAAAAAUAAUUGAUGAUCGUGUUAACAAAGGAUAAUGUGUCAUUGUCACCUUGUAAACCUAUCUGAAUAGAAUAUAUCAGAGAGUAAUAUUUUUAGGAAUAUGUGGGUGUGUGUUUGUGUGUGUGUUAGAAUUGUACAUGGAAAAUUAUUUUCAACAUAUAUUUAUGUUACUUUUGCGAAACACACAUCACACUUUACCAACUUGACUGUGGUUACUUAAAAGUUGCCAUGUGUAAUAAUGCACAAAACGUUUGUUGUUAUGGGAUAAAUUGCACUUUUGUGAACUUCCUAUUAUAACUUUUUUUCUAAACUUUAUCAUCUUUUAGGAUGAUGUAAAAUUGUUGAGUAUGAUUAUCAAAUUUAAGUUAACAUGAUAUACUCAAUUUGUAUUGCUUUAGCACUAGGUACUAGUGGCCAAAUAAUUGCAAUGAUUUGUUUUGAGCUAUUAUAUUGUUUAGUACUUAUGUGUAAUAUUUGCUAGAAAUACAGUACUUGAGCUUGCCCAGUUUUCCUUGUUUGUAUAUAGUACUUCAAAUCAAUAAUAAUUGAGGAACAUCUAGAGACAAGAGUACUUGAGACAAUAAAGUAUUACUUUUAUGGUAACAAAAUCAUAUGCUCUUCAUUUCAGAGAUACAUCUAUUAUUAUUUCUGUAUAUGUGUACAGUACUAGCUAGAAAUACAACUGUACUUCAGCCUUAGUCAAGCUUUCUCAAAUUGCAAUUACACAUAGUGUUUUAAUCCUCUUUAAAUGUCUGUAAAUUUUAAGCUGUUAUUUUUCGAGCGAUUUGAUGCAAGUCAUUCCAUACAGUACAGUACAUAUCCAAGUGAUGAGGUCAAGUGUUGUGACGAGUUCAAGUAAUGUGAUAAGUUCUAGGUCAUGUCAUGUGAUUACGUCCUGUGAUGAGAUCAUGUGUUGAGAUGUUAGCCCAUGGUAAUCCUGUGAUAAAACCAUCAUUGGCUGUUCAUUUUAGAGAUUCUUUAUAGAACAAUUAUAUAAUUAAUUAUGAGUUUUAAAUUAUAUUCUUUUACAAUAUUUGACUUAGAUUUGUGAUUUUAAAACAAUUGUGUGCUUCAUUCAGAACUUUUCUGAAUGAAGGAUUGUACUAAUAAAUAAAUCAAUAAAUAAAUGAAGGACAUGAAUUCUUAGACAUUACACUUAAGGAAGUGACAUUUUGGGAACAUUAAUCAUUACUUUAAAAUUGACUAAGAAUCAGUGGAUUUGCUAACAGUAGAUAUGUGCUAGAGUGUACCAUUCUCACAUGUUAUAUGAAAUGAUAGCUUGAUAAAAUUAGGCCUAUAUUGUUGAUUGCAUCUUCAAAUAAAAUCUGUGACGAAUUUCA